Cygnus atratus (black swan) is the source of this 3012-nucleotide messenger RNA. It is a transcript of the gene FAM76A, whose product is annotated as family with sequence similarity 76 member A. The coding region runs from base 64 to 1119 and encodes 351 amino acids. The transcript has 10 exons. NCBI's taxonomy places the organism in Eukaryota, Metazoa, Chordata, Aves, Anseriformes, Anatidae. The record is from RefSeq and is a predicted model, not a curated record.
AGGCGGGCGUUAGGGGCGGGCGGCCGCGGCGGGUUGGGCUGCGCCUGUCAGCGCGGCGGCGGGAUGGCGGCGCUGUACGCCUGCACUAAGUGCCACCAGCGCUUCCCCUUCGAGGCGCUCAGCCAGGGCCAGCAGCUCUGCAAGGAGUGCCGCAUCGCGCACCCCAUCGUGAAGUGCACAUACUGCAGGACCGAGUUCCAGCAGGAAAGCAAAACCAACACGAUAUGCAAGAAGUGUGCUCAGAACGUGAAGCUCUACGGCACACCCAAACCCUGCCAGUACUGCAACAUAAUCGCAGCGUUCAUUGGAAACAAGUGCCAGCGCUGCACCAACUCCGAAAAGAAGUACGGACCGCCGCACUCCUGCGAGCAGUGCAAGCAGCAGUGUGCGUUUGACAGGAAGGAUGACAGAAAGAAGGUGGAUGGAAAGCUGCUCUGCUGGUUAUGCACACUGUCCUAUAAACGGGUCCUACAGAAGACCAAAGAGCAGUGCAAACACCUCAGCAGCUCUUCCCGAGCCAGCCUGCAAGAGAAGGAGCAGUACAGCAGGCUCAGCAGCGGCAGCCAUUACAACAGCCAGAAAACCUUAUCCACCUCUUCUAUUCAGAAUGAAAUCCCAAAGAAGAAAGCCAAGUUUGAUGCCAUAUCUGCCAACGGUGACAGCGUUCCUUCCUCUCCCGAGAUGCUUUGUCCCCCUAUCCAGAGUGCCCCGUCCACGUUGGCGCAGGGGGCUGCUUCCCACCCGAGUCUCGGUGCCCACCAUUGUCCUGUUUCUCAAGGCACUGACAUCCUGAACUUCUCUCCGGACCUCGCCCUGGACUCUCCCGGCACCGACCACUUCGUUAUCAUCGCCCAGCUCAAGGAGGAGGUGGCUACCUUAAAGAAGAUGCUGCACCAGAAGGAUCAGAUGAUUUUGGAGAAGGAGAAGAAGAUCACAGAGCUGAAAGCCGACCUGCAGUACCAGGAGUCACAGAUGAGGGCAAAGAUGAACCAGAUGGAGAAGACGCACAAGGAGGUCAUGGAGCAGUUACAGGCCAAGAACAGAGAACUCCUGAAGCAAGCAGCUGCCCUAUCGAAGGGCAAAAAGCCUGAGAAGUCGGGAGCAAUAACCUCCCCUUAAAAACCAAACCCCCGAUCUGGGAGCUUUCCCCAGCAUUAGCCAAGGAGUCUAGGAGGCCUGCCUGAUCGCUGGAAGCCAAAACCUCGGUGUUGUCACUCUCCCACUGCUGUGGCCUCGAUGGAAACGCCUGGUGUGUGUUGCCUUUCGACAGCAUGCUUGAGUGUGCCUGGUUUCGAUCUCUGUUGAACACCGUUCCGCAUCACGGCGAUCCGCGGGGAGAGGUCCCAGCAACCCCACACCCCCCCCGAAGCACUGCUGACUGGAAGAAGUGUUUUCCCGACCAGUUACUACCACUGCCACCUCUUUCUAUUAGCAACCAGGAACCUGCUGCAUUAGAGACUUCUCGCUGGUUUCAGACCUGCUGCUGUGAGGCAAUAGCCGUGGCCAGUCGUUCCGCAGAUGAGACGGGAGCUGCGUGCGGUGGGAGCUUGAUUUGUCUCGGACUGUUCCCUCCUCAAAAGGAAGCCGAUAAAUCACCAGCCCGACAGACGUUACUGGAAGGUUGUGCCACUGCUGAGAACGGUUCGUCCAUCUUCCUUUUGAAGGCGCUUCCAAAGUGGGGGCUCUGUAUUUAUCUCGGAGGGGUUUCAUUUUGUUUUUCCUUUUCUUUUUCUUUCUUUUCCCGGUGUCAGCCUGGCAAAGCCAACUGCUAGGUUUGGUUUUUUCCUGUUUUGUUAGGAUAGCUUUUGGGUUGGGCGCCAGAGCUUGAUGAUACAGACACAGACCCACCUCAUCCCACCCCUGGUUACUUGGUGGCCUUUGGGGCUUGGCGGGAUCGAGCAUCUCUUUCUCCAUUUCUUUACGCGAGGAGAGCUCGAGGCUUGGCUGCUUCCUGUGCUCCCCUCAGCCCCUGGAUCGAGCUCGCCCUCUUCUCCCCCUCUCCCUGCUCCCUGCCAGAUGCAGAAGCAGGGGCCAGGCUGACUCCGGGAAAGCGCUUACUCAGGCAGCAACCCAAGCCAGGAAGUGUUUCUUGGGGCUCUCCGGGGACAUUUCUCGCUGCUGAUUAAAAGCCAGCAGAAUAAAAGGGCUACGAAAGUUCCCUGCACCAGGGAUGCGCUUCUCAGAAACAGCUGGAGAGCCGCAGCAGAGCCCCCAGAGCCAGCCAGGCCGCCCGGGGUGGGCGCUCCCCAGGCUCCCCACGUCUCCUGGGGGGGGGACAAAAAGCACUUGGCACCGGGGGAAAGCAGCUCCGAGCUGCACGAGCGCUCCUGGGCAUCGAUUCAGGGCCUGCGGAAACAUCUCAGGGUUCGGAGACCCGCGGGGCGGAGGAGGAGGGGACGACACCUUAGCCUGGAGGGGCGCUGACAGUAGGUGGUGGAAAGGAGAAAAGCUGCCCUUCCGAGGCAGGCCUGGCUGCUCUGUCAGGGGUUUUAUUAAGCUUUUAACUAGACAUUGUGAGGUUUUUUUUCUCCUUUUUUGUUGCUAAAGAUGACUUUUACUCAAAGGCACUUUUUUGAUGUUGGCUUCCGGCAUGGAAGGAGCAUGCUGCAGCAUCAGACACUCUGCCACAUCUUUUUUUUUGUUCUUUUUUUGUUCUUUUUUUUUUAAAGAUACUUCUGAUGUGAGGAAAAAAAAAAAGUGUUACACUUUGCCAGUGUGACAGCAGGAAAAUACUCACCUAAUUUUAUACUUCACACGUUUUUAGAAACUGAGGUGCAUUGGUGGGAUUUUUUUUAAACGGGGGCUUUGCUUUUUUUGCUUCCCUCAAGCUACAGAAACAAACAGAGGGAGAAAAGCCCUGUAUAUACCGUUAAGGUUUUUUUUAAUUGUGACAAAGUUGAGUAGCUGAUAAUUUGUAGUAAUAACAUUGUUCCUUUGUAUGUUUGUAAUAAGGGAGAUUUUAAAAGGGUUGCUUUGAUUUGUACAAAAACUCUGACAAAUGUUAAAGUGUUU